Messenger RNA from Diversispora eburnea, 288 nucleotides. The record is from the annotation of a GenBank genome assembly. Lineage: Eukaryota; Fungi; Glomeromycota; Glomeromycetes; Diversisporales; Diversisporaceae.
AUGAUUCACGCCACAUUGGAAAAUCAUACUGAUAUACAAAAUUUUGUCAAAACUUUAUUUAAACCCUUUAAAUCCUUUAAUACUGUUAAUACUACUGCAAUUCGUAAAUAUGCAACCACCAUAGCUUCUGAGAGUGGGGAAUCUAAAUUUGCAGCGGAACGUAGAGCUAUCGAAGAACAUGCAAAGACUCUUAUUAUUGGUUCUGCUAAUGCAUAUAGAAUUGCAUCAGCACAUCAACAUUCAGAACAUUCAGAUCAUGGAGAACCCAUUCCCUUGGAAAGAUGGUGA